Closterium sp. NIES-65 is the source of this 4021-nucleotide messenger RNA. Lineage: Eukaryota; Viridiplantae; Streptophyta; Zygnematophyceae; Desmidiales; Closteriaceae. The record is from the annotation of a GenBank genome assembly.
AUGGCGGCGGUGGUGGCGCGGUCGGAGGUGGAGGCGAUGGUGCAGCUGCUGGGCGCGGACAAGGCCAGGCAGCGCGAGGAGGGCUUUAGGAGGCUGCAUCGCUACAUGCACGACUCGUGCAUGCUGUCCUUCUGCACCGCUCUGGACCGAGCGCUGUGCACGGCCAUCAACAGGGACGUGCUCGCCACAAACGCCACGCGCACGCGCCGCACCCACAGGCAGGAAGCAGCGAGGGAGCUGCGGAGGCUGAUAGAGGCGGCAGAUGAGAGAGGUGCUGUGAGGGAGAGGGGGGGAGGAAGGGGGGGUGUGAGAGGGAGUUGGAGGGGUUUGCAUGCAGAGGGGGGUGGGUGGGUGGAUGCAGUGAUACCCCCACCCCCUCUAGCGCUCACCCCUUGUGCCUCAGCAGCAGGGUGUGCACGGCGUGGUGGGCACGGUGUGUCAGCACAUAGCAGCCACACUAAUCGUCUAAUUCUCCUUCCUCCUUUGCUCCCCUCCCCUGCCUUCCCAGUCCCCCCACCCCCACUGGGCGCCCACCCCUUGCGCCUAGCCAACAGGGUGCGCACACUGUGCCAGCACAUAUCAACCACGCUGCCCCUGGCGCCCUCCUUCCUCACCGACUACUGUCACACGCUGCUCGCGCUGCUUGCCGUGCCUGACUAUGCGCUCUGCAUCACCCACACCAAGACACUGCGAGAGCUCAUCACAUUCUUUAUGAGCCACCUGGAGCUGGCAGUUGGAGCAGCUACCGCCACCACAACACCAGGAGUGCUCCUCCCGCCCGCGUCGGCAUCACCUGCUGCUGGUGCCGCUACAGUGUCCAGUCUGGAGGCCGCUUCCUCCGUGCUGGCGCUGACUCGCUGUGCUGCGGGCGGAGCCUCCCUGAAGGUGCAGCAGCAGCGCGACAUGGUAGCCAGCUUUACCCGCAUCUUCACUCACCUCAGUGACGACGGCCGGUUGGCACGCAAGCUGCUGGCGUGUGGGGCAGCCUUCCUCGCAGCGUGUGGGAGGGGCCUUGCUGCAGCAGGGGAACUGGCGGGGCUGCUAGGUGCACUCAGGGGCUUUGUGGUGCGCACGUGGCACUGCACUCGGGAUGAGAAUGUCAUGGAGGGCCUCGUUCUCUCUGCGCGCAUGCUCGUGCGCCUCACAGCAGGAGGGGAACUGCACGACGGCGAUGAUGGGAGCGAGGAGGGGGCGGAGGGGGCACCGCUGGCAGCAGGAGGGGGUGGAGGGGGCAGCAGCAAGGUGCAGAGCGAGUUGCAGAGGGAGGUGCAGAGGGAGGUGCAGAGGGAGGUGCUGUUGCUGGUGGUGAAGGAACUCUCGCGCUCCUCCACUGCUGCUAGCACCACUGCCUCUGCCAGCCUGCUUCGAGGGUGCGUGGCGGGGCGGCUCCCCCAGCAAUGCACUGCUUCCCUCCCUGUACGCCUCACUGCUUCCCUCCCUGUACGCCUCACUGCUUCCCUCCCUGUACGCCUCACUGCUUCCCUCCCUGUACGCCUCACUGCUUCCCUCCCUGUACGCCUCACUGCUUCCCUCCCUGUACGCCUCACUGCUUCCCUCCCUGUACGCCGCACUGCUUCCCUCCCUGUACGCCUCACUGCUUCCCUCCCUGUACGCCUCACUGCUUCCUUCCCUGUACGCCUCACUGCUUCCCUCCCUGUACGCCUCACUGCUUCCCUCCCUGUACGCCGCACUGCUUCCCUCCCUAUACGCCUCACUGCUUCCCUCCCUGUACGCCUCACUGCUUCCCUCCCUGUACGCCUCACUGCUUCCCUCCCUGUACGCCUCACUGCUUCCCUCCCUGUACGCCUCACUGCUUCCCUCCCUGUACGCCUCACUGCUUCCCUCCCUGUACGCCUCACUGCUUCCCUCCCUGUACGCCUCACUGCUUCCCUCCCUGUACGCCUCACUGCUUCCCUCCCUGUACGCCUCACUGCUUCCCUCCCUGUACGCCUCACUGCUUCCCUCCCUGUACGCCUCACUGCUUCCCUCCCUGUACGCCGCACUGCUUCCCUCCCUGUACGCCUCACUGCUUCCCUCCCUGUACGCCUCACUGCUUCCUUCCCUGUACGCCUCACUGCUUCCCUCCCUGUACGCCUCACUGCUUCCCUCCCUGUACGCCGCACUGCUUCCCUCCCUAUACGCCUCACUGCUUCCCUCCCUGUACGCCUCACUGCUUCCCUCCCUGUACGCCUCACUGCUUCCCUCCCUGUACGCCUCACUGCUUCCCUCCCUGUACGCCUCACUGCUUCCCUCCCUGUACGCCUCACUGCUUCCCUCCCUGUACGCCUCACUGCUUCCCUCCCUGUACGCCUCACUGCUUCCCUCCCUGUACGCCUCACUGCUUCCCUCCCUGUACGCCUCACUGCUUCCCUCCCUGUACGCCUCACUGCUUCCUUCCCUGUACGCCUCACUGCUUCCCUCCCUGUACGCCUCACUGCUUUUCUGGAUGUGCGGGCAGUGACAGCAGCGUCCAGGUCAUCGCUGCACGCAUCAUCCUCCGUGGCGCAAUCCCAUUGGCCAAUCAUGGACCUCGCUGCCUCGCUCCUCUCCCAGGUGCCAUCGCCUCACCUCCUCUCCUUCCCAACAUUCCCCCUUCUCCCGCCAUUACUCACUCUAUCUCCUCCCCUCCCUUCCACCUUUGCCCGCCACCUCUCAUGUCAUACAUUCACUCUCCCUCCGUCCCCGCUCCCUUCUCCCCCAUACUCCCUUCUUGCUCUCUUGUUCUCGUCCCAUUGCGGCGGCGUGGGAGCAGGAGCACUGGCAGGUGUAUGUGUGGGCGCUGCUUAUGAAGGCAGUGGUGGUGGUGCGGGUGGCUCCUCGGCACUGCUCCCUGGUGAGGCACUGCUCCCUGGUGAGGCACUGCUCCCUGGUGAGGCACUGCUCCCUGGUGAGGCACUGCUCCCUGGUGAGGCACUGCUCCCUGGUGAGGCACUGCUCCCUGGUGAGGCACUGCUCCCUGGUGAGGCACUGCUCCCUGGUGAGGCACUGCUCCCUGGUGAGGCACUGCUCCCUGGUGAGGCACUGCUCCCUGGUGAGGCACUGCUCCCUGGUGAGGCACUGCUCCCUGGUGAGGCACUGCUCCCUGGUGAGGCACUGCUCCCUGGUGAGGCACUGCUCCCUGGUGAGGCACUGCUCCCUGGUGAGGCACUGCUCCCUGAAUUCAAAGCCCAGCCGUACUCUACUUCCGCCAGUCUUGCUUCUCCUCAAACCUUCCUUCUUCCAGCACUUACCGCUCUCUUCGUUGCUUCUGCAUCUCUUACCCCUCCCUCCAUCCCUCCCCCCUCCCUCCAUCCCUUCCCCCUCCCUCCAUUUCUCCCCGCUCCCUCCACCCCUCCCCUUUCCUCACGUCUCUCCCCCAUUCCUCCAUCUCGUGCCUCUCCCUCCAUCGCCCCCGCUCCCACCACCUGCAGGCUAACAGCCCUGUGUGUGCUGCUCUGCGACCACAGCCACUCCAUACCGCCACACACCCUGCACCGCUGGCUUGCCCUCCUGCACUCGCACCUCGCCAGGCGCUUCUUGAGGCGCCACAAGUCCGCUGUCUGCGUGUGUACCUCCGUGCCUCCGGGGCAGCAGGUGGAUGCAGGAUGCGCGGCACAAGGGCGACUUUUGAGUCGACUCAAAAGUCAGCCCGCCCCUGCUUCCCAUGUGCAUGCCUGUGGCCCUUUCCCAGAGCAGGUGGAUGCAGGAUGCGAGGCACAAGGGCUCGUUGCCAACACCCAUCUGGGCGCUCAGUCAGCAACAGGGUGCCUGCAGCAGCUGUGCACGCUGCUCACCGCUCCUCACCCUCUGCAUCGGUCAAGCCAAGUUCCUCUCAGCAGCAGCCCCGCAGCAGCUUCACCACAGCACCCGCAGCACCCUCCUCCGCAGCAUCUGUCGCUUGCUGCUCUGUGGCAGAGCGUGUGGGGCGAGGUCACUGCUGCUCUCCCUGCGCUGCCUCUUGCAUUGGUGGAGCCAUGCCUCUCGCUCCUCUCCACCUUACUGCAAGCGGUGAGUGCAGGUGCCAUGUGCCAUUUGCAACCAU